AUGUCGGAACAAUACCCACCUAAAAGCAUUGUUCUAGCUAAAGUCAAAGGAUACCCAGCAUGGCCAGCAAUGGUGUUAGAUGUAUCCUUAUUACCAUCACAUAUUCUCAACAAACGACCCAUGAAUAAACAACACGAACCAACGCCCAAUAUCAUACCCAUAAAAUUCUUUAGCGAUGAUACUUAUAUAUGGAUCAAGUCUACUGAUAUCAAACCAUUGAGCCAAGAAGACAUAGCUGCGCAUUUUUUUCAAAGCUCCAAGAAGAGGAGAAAGGAUACUGUUUUGGAUCAAGCUUUUCAACUUGCCAAAGAUCCAUUGGAUAUGAAGGAGUUUAUUAAAUAUGGAUCAAAGGGAGCACCAGAAGGUGUGGACGCUAAUGCGGGUGAUGAUGUUGUUGACACAGGAGAAGAAGAAGAAGAGGAGGAGGAGGAGGAGGAUGUCGUGGUGAAGGUUCCACCUCGUAAAAAACAAAAAGUGGUUGCACCUGCACUGGCUGUGGACAAGAAAAGUCUAGCAGAGGCAAAGAAACGAGAAGAAGAGGAGUUGUUAGCUCAGUAUGACUCCGACUGGGGAGUACAGGACUUUAACAAGUACAGUAUCAAAGAGGGAAAUUAUAUUUACGAUAGUCUAGAGGAACAAAAGACUGUUUUUGCCAAAGUACCCGAAGCCAGCGAGUUCUCGCAGCUCUAUGAAAAGGCAAUUGCAAAAUUCAGGCAGAUUGAAGAGGAUGUUCUUGAGCAAUUGUUGACUGAAAAACCCAACAUCGAUGAACUCUGUCAUUUGUUGACUCAAUUUCUGAGUUUGAUUAGUAAAGUGCCCAGAUCGGUAAUAUCAAAGAGCAAAUUGUUACGAGCACUUAUUGUGGAUCAAAGAAAACAAGUUAGUGAGGAUGAUGAUGGUCAAGGUCAACUUCAAUUCAAAGAAAGGGCUAGCAAGAUUUUGAAAAGAUUGGGGAUCGAAGUAAGAGAGAAUAUAGAGGAGGAUUUUGAAGCAAAGAGUGAAGCAGUUUCUGCGCAACUGACACCCACCAGCACAGUUCAGUCUACACCUGAAGUAGUAGAACCGGUAGACCCGGUAAAGGAAGAGGUUGUGGUCAAAGUGGAUGGGGUAACUGUCAAUCCAGUGGACUCGCCUUUGAAACACGAAGUUCAAAUCAAUGGAAACUAA
Lodderomyces theae is the source of this 1167-nucleotide messenger RNA. RefSeq lists its product as uncharacterized. The record is from RefSeq and is a predicted model, not a curated record. The transcript has a single exon. The coding region runs from base 1 to 1167 and encodes 388 amino acids. NCBI's taxonomy places the organism in Eukaryota, Fungi, Ascomycota, Pichiomycetes, Serinales, Debaryomycetaceae.